This is a messenger RNA of Stomoxys calcitrans (stable fly), 823 nucleotides long. RefSeq names its product N-alpha-acetyltransferase daf-31 (gene vnc). Gene Ontology annotation, molecular function: protein N-terminal-serine acetyltransferase activity; protein-N-terminal-glutamate acetyltransferase activity. Gene Ontology annotation, cellular component: NatA complex. Gene Ontology annotation, biological process: N-terminal peptidyl-glutamic acid acetylation. Bases 4 to 594 code for a protein of 196 amino acids. The record is from RefSeq and is a predicted model, not a curated record. The transcript has a single exon. NCBI's taxonomy places the organism in Eukaryota, Metazoa, Arthropoda, Insecta, Diptera, Muscidae.
GCAAUGAAUAUACGCUGUGCUAAACCCGAAGAUUUAAUGGCCAUGCAACAUUGCAAUUUGCUAUGUCUGCCCGAGAACUAUCAAAUGAAAUAUUAUUUUUACCACGGCCUGACUUGGCCACAGCUCAGCUAUGUUGCCGAAGAUGACAAGGGCAACAUUGUGGGUUAUGUCUUGGCCAAAAUGGAAGAACCAGAAUCGGGCGAAGACAGCAAAAGGGGUCACAUAACAUCGUUGGCGGUCAAACGCUCUUACCGACGUCUGGGCUUGGCACAAAAACUCAUGAACCAGGCCUCCAAGGCCAUGGUGGAGUGUUUCGAUGCUCAAUAUGUUUCGUUGCAUGUACGCAAAAGCAAUCGUGCCGCCUUGAAUCUGUACACCAAUACGUUGAAAUUCAAAAUUAUCGAAAUUGAACCCAAGUAUUAUGCAGAUGGCGAGGACGCUUAUGCUAUGCGUCGAGAUUUGGGCGAAUUUAACUCUUCAAAGGCUGAUAACAUAGAAAAUCAAGAAAAUAAUCAAGAUAAUAAAAUACACUAUCGGGAGUCGGGCACCGCCAAUCAUCACGAUCACAGUAAUCACGAUGGUCACUGUUGCUAGAAUAGCAAUGGCCCAAACAAACUAAAGGAAAAUCGUAUCUAUAGCAUACAUCGGGAAUACACUCGUCACAUAAGGCGGCGAAACAGUAUUUGUCCAAACUAAUAAUUAAUUUAAAAAAUCUUUUGCAUUUUAAGUUUUUUUAUUCUGAUGGAUGAACAAAAAUUCUUCUUUCCUCAUUGUGUACAUAGGAAAUGCAUAGUUCUUUAAUAAAGAAUUGGAUGAAAUAUAA